CGAUUAUACUAAGAAUAAUAAUAAUAGUGGGGUUUAAAUUUGGGUUUUGAGCAAAAAUGAACACCUUUAAAACCUCUCAUGUAAUUUCGCUUUUCCAAAAUUUUGACACAUUUAAAACCAGUCAAUAUAUAUAGUAAGAAAUUGUGUUGUGUACCUUUAAAAAUUCCCAAACAUCACCAAUUAAUUUUUAAAAAAAACUUUUUGUUGAAAAAAUGGAGCCUUAUUACAAAUCAAUUAUCCUAAUCGGAGUUACUGUUUGCUGUUAUACAUUCUCCGGCGUCCAAGCCACCGGCCGUUCAGUAGAAGUCCCCGCUUCCUCACCUGACGCUUCGCUCCUCGAACCACCCGUAUCAUCAAUCUCGGCCGUCCCAGCCUCCGCACCAGCCCCCACCUCUGAAGACAUUAGCACCGAAUCUAAUUUAACUCCCACGGCGGCGGUCUCCGCACCCGGAGCAUCCCAAGAAGACAUCGACAUCAACUUCGACUCCGUCACAAACAUAGCAGAUCUAGCUCCUAAAUUUGAACAUAUAAACAAAAUCGAUUUCUCGUCAAUGAAAAUCGACACGACGGCGAAGGAUCUCUGCAAAAACACAGAUUACAACAACGAAUGCAUCGCCGCGAUUCUCCCGGAUCUACAGAAACAAGCCGGAGGAGGAGGAGGAGGAUUUGAGGCUAAGGAUGUGAUGCGAAUGGAAGCUGAAUCUCUGUUUAAAAAAGCGAACGCGACUCUGGAUUACGCGAAACGUGUGGUGGAAGAUAGCAAAACGCCGAUGGCGGUGAAAGAGGCGAUGAGCGUUUGCGUCGAGAAUUACGAUUCGUUGAUGUCAGGUCUUGAAGAAGCGAAGAUGGCGAUGGAGGAGGGAGAUUACGGGAGAUUGGAUUCGGUACUGAGUGCGGCGAUCUCCGAUGUGUCGACUUGUUCUGAUAAUUUCGUGGAUGUUCCUGGUGUUGAUUCGCCGACGGCGUCUCUUGAUGAGCUUAUGAAGAAGCUCUGUAGCAACGUUUUGGCCAUGUCUCAAAAGGUCCAGAACCGUUAGAUCCAUGUCAUCACUGAAUUUUUUUUUGAAUUCAAAAUUUUGAUUAUUAUGUUAUUUAUAUAUCACUUCUUUCGCCAUUUCAUUUAGC
Messenger RNA from Arabidopsis lyrata subsp. lyrata, 1125 nucleotides. Its product is annotated as pectinesterase inhibitor. The coding region runs from base 213 to 1037 and encodes 274 amino acids. The record is from RefSeq and is a predicted model, not a curated record. Gene Ontology annotation, molecular function: enzyme inhibitor activity. The transcript has a single exon. NCBI's taxonomy places the organism in Eukaryota, Viridiplantae, Streptophyta, Magnoliopsida, Brassicales, Brassicaceae.